AGCAGCCCUUUCACUUACGACAACUCUAAACAAAGCUAUAUUAUAUAAUUGUCAAAAGCUUAUAUUCUGUUCACCUUUGGCGAACACCAUGGCGAACACCGCCGAGCUCGAAUCAAGAGAGUUUCUCUCUUCCUGCCUCAGGAAUGCCUUGGGCGAUCCUGAGUUGGUUGACGCCAUAAGUGAUCAGGCGUUCGACCAUGGACUCAAUGCUCUAACCAUUGGCAAUGGCCUUGUGCCCGUCCUCGACCUCAAGGACAAGCUAUACCUCACGAUGGAGGAGGCGAAAUCGGUUAUGGACAUUUGCGCUUCCAUGAUAUCCGCUGGAAAGCAUCAGCAAGCGAAGCAAGACCACCUGUCUCUCCGCCUGCUCGCGUCUCCGUCUGGUCACGUCAAUCUGCGCUUUACCAUCAAGGGAGAUCAGCAAGUGGCGGCUUCAUCACCGACGGCUGAUACGCUGACCGAUGCUGGCACCGCUGGAGUUGUUGUGGUCACGCGCACCUGGGCAAGUAUUGCCGGCCAGAAACCCGCUCCUGCCAGCAAAGCUUCUCCGGUCAAGCCUCCAGCCUGCGCUUCUGUCGGUGAAAAGGACGGCCGCAUCUCCACUCACCCGCCUGAGAAGACCGGAUCCCGAAGCCGCGUCAGCGCUCCCCCACCCGAGAAGGCCAGCUCCAAGGCCUCGGCCAAGACGCCAACGCCCGAGAAGGCCAGCUCCAAGGUCUCCGUCAGCACCGCGCCACCCUCGAAGGCCAACUCUCUGGCCCGCGUCAACAGCCCGCAGCCCGAGAAGGCCAGCUCUAAGGUCUCCGUCAGCACCGCGCCUCCUUCAAAGGCCAACUCACAGGCCCGUUUCUGCGCUCCUCAGCCCAAGAAGACCACCUCCAAGGUUUCCGUCAGUACUGCGCCGCCCUCAAAGGCCAAUUCACAGGCCCACGUCAGCACUGCACCACCCUCAAAGGCAAGCUCUCUGGCCUGCGUUAGCGCUGCGCAACCUGAGGAGGUCAGCGUCGAAAUAGCUGUCAACAUCCCGCCGUUUGAGGAGGCCAGCGAGGAGGCCAGCCACUGCACUCCGACCCUCGAGGAGGCCGAGACGCUGGAAUCUAGCACUGCCACCACCCCGCAGCGCGAGGAGGCUGACCCGCAUGGCUCUGUCAUCACCCCCCAGCUCGAGGCCGUUAACUCGCAGGACUCCGUCAACACUCCGCCGCUUGAGAAGGUCGACUCGCAGGACUCCCUCAGCACUCCGCCGCCAAAGGCAACCUCCGCUGAGGGCUCAGCCUGUGCCACGCAGCCCAGGUUGGCUGCCAAGCCCCAGGAGUUGACCAUCUCGUGCGAUUCCAGCGCCGCUACCGUUGCAGACAAGUCGCCCAAAGUUGGGUCGUCUUCCGCAGCUGUCCCGUCGUACCUGCGCCCUACUGCCGCUCACAAGGCACGGAGCACCAAAGAGGCCGACAGCCCGAAGUCCCCAAGCCUGGCUGCAGUGCCCGAGGAGCGGCAACGCCGCGACAACGUAUUUUCUCGCGUUGCAUCGACGCUGUUGGCGCCGACGCAGGCUUUCGUGGCGCGUGUGACCGGCCGCGGCGAGGACAGCAAGACUAAGAAAGAUGCCUCAAGCAAGGUCUCAAUGCAGCUGGAGGCUGUGCUCUGCAGCCCACAGGGUCAGCGCGUCACGCGCCCAGCGCCGUUCAACCUGCGCUCCGAGAUGCGGCCCAAGACUUGCGCCCUGAGCAAGGAGGACUUGGAUAUGGUGGAGGCGCGGGAGAAGGCCUUCAAAUGCAAGCCGGUGCCCAAGCACGUGCUCCAGUCCAAGCCCCUUUCGCCUCAGCCAAAGUCGUCACCCAAGGACCCACAUGCUGUCUUUGCUCCUUUCCAGCUUGCCUCCGUCGAGCGCCACAACAAGAAGCUCGAGGAGAUGCGCAAGAAGGCCGAGGAGGAGGCUGCCCGUGAGGCGGAGGCGCGGCGCUUUAAGGCUCGUGCCUUCGACGCGCGCAUUGCCGCGAAGCCGCUGACGCCCCCCAAGCCAGCGGCUAACGGGACGACCCGCGGAUCUGCGCCUGUCUUUGCCAGUGAGGCCCGCAUUUCGCACUACAACGACGUUGUCAAGCCCGCCAAGAAGGCCAAGGAGGAGGCGUUGCAGAAGGAGAAGCUGGAGGCCGAGCGCAAGGCCAAAGAGCUGGAGGAGGUGGAGGUGGAGGAUUUCCGCAAGUCGCUGGUGUUCAAGGCCCGCCCCAUGCCGGAUUUCUCGUCGCCGUUCCGCCCGAAUCCUACGCUGGCGCGCCCUGUCACGUCGCCUGCGGAGCCCGAGCUGCAUACCUACAAGCGCCUCGGCGCUGCCAGCGUCAACGACAACGGCUUGCGUGCUAGCGAUGUGAACCCGUUCUACGGGUCUCUGCGCAAGUCCGCUAGCGCUGCGAUCAGCCGUAAGGCAGCGGGCGUCACGGACGUGCGCCGCAGCACUGUGAUUCCCGCCGGCCGGACCUCCGGUCGUCGCGGUAGUGGUGUCUGUGUUCCUGUGGAGGAGGUCGUGCAGGAGGGC
Astrephomene gubernaculifera is the source of this 2533-nucleotide messenger RNA. The record is from the annotation of a GenBank genome assembly. NCBI's taxonomy places the organism in Eukaryota, Viridiplantae, Chlorophyta, Chlorophyceae, Chlamydomonadales, Astrephomenaceae.